Abrus precatorius (Indian licorice) is the source of this 1183-nucleotide messenger RNA. Its product is annotated as psbP domain-containing protein 5, chloroplastic. The record is from RefSeq and is a predicted model, not a curated record. The coding region runs from base 41 to 907 and encodes 288 amino acids. Lineage: Eukaryota; Viridiplantae; Streptophyta; Magnoliopsida; Fabales; Fabaceae. The transcript is spliced from 11 exons.
GUUACAGUGUGGUGGUGGAUGACACAAGUGAGAGCUAGCAAUGGUUUUACACUCUUCCACGCUCUCCUUCUUCUCCACUCCUAUUCUGCUCCCUAACAGGAGCAGGGUUAUCCUUAACCAACACAAAUGCCCAUUAUCCGAGGAAACGCCCCCCUUUUCAUGUCGUGCCCUAAAACCCACUUCACAAAACACGAUUUUCAGAAGGGAUUUGCUGCUGUUUGGUCUCACUUCAGUGUCUCUAACAUUGCCACUUUCAGUGACUCUUGCGGAGGAAGAGCCGAAAAUGGCUUCAUUUUUAGAUGAAACAAAUGCCUAUUCUUAUUUGUACCCCAUUGAGUUGCCGUCUGAUAAUUUUUCCUUCAAAUGGGUAGAAUCUCGAAAGCCAGAACGGUAUUCAUCAGCUGCACCACUUUCUCCUGAUGCACGUCUGCGCAUUGUGUCUGAGCGUGUUGAUAUUAUUGAUAAUGCCAUCAUUUCUGUCACGGUAGGUCCUCCAAAUUCCCGCUUUAUAAAAUUGAAGGAUAAGAGCAAAUGGAGUGCAAAAGAUGUUGCUGAUUCAGUUUUAGCUGACAGAUCUUCACUGCGAGUUACCUCAAGUCAGCGCUUAGCAGAGAGUUCAGUUCUUAAUACCCAUUCUGGUGAAAUUGAUGGUGAACCUUACUGGUAUUAUGAAUACCUUGUUCGCAAAGCUCCUAUGAGAAUUACUGAUGAAUCAAGCGUUUACCGGCAUUAUCUUGCUUCAACUGCUGAAAGAGACGGUUAUUUGUAUUCUGUCAGUGCUUCAACCAUCAGCCCACGUUGGGAAAAAUUGGGCCCUUUCCUUGAAAAAACGGUGAGUUCGUUUCGACUUCUUAGCCCCACAGAAAAUUAUGUUCCUCCAUACAAAGAUCCCUGGAGAUUUUGGUGAAAACCAAAUUUUGUUUUUAUUGUAUUCAUGUGAUGAAUUUUUGUAGAGUGAAAUUUAUGUAACCUUGUAAUGUUCUUCGAAGAAGGAAAAUUGAAAUAUCAUGCCAUAUUCUUUGGGUUAUCUCUUAAAUCGGAAUUCUUAGAUUCUUGCAAGAGAGAUCAGAACUUGACAUUGGUAAUUCCUUUGCUAAAAGUUAUGGAAUGUGCUUUCAAUAGGAUUAGAACAAGGUGUUUGCUAAAUGUAAAUUUGAGAGGGGAUAAAAUGGUUAUGAUUUUU